This is a messenger RNA of Cordyceps fumosorosea ARSEF 2679, 360 nucleotides long. RefSeq lists its product as hypothetical. The transcript has a single exon. The record is from RefSeq and is a predicted model, not a curated record. Lineage: Eukaryota; Fungi; Ascomycota; Sordariomycetes; Hypocreales; Cordycipitaceae. Bases 1 to 360 code for a protein of 119 amino acids.
AUGACAGCCAUUUCCACCCACGACCAGCACGUCUCUUCUACUGCCACAGCGGCGAGGCAAGAGCGCGACAUCGCACCUGCGACAUGCUCUAAAGUUGUAGAGCACGAAGACAGACCACCUGCACCAGCUCUGACGUCUCGGCAUCCGUCCCAAUCUCCUGCAUAUGAAGCCGAAGCCACAGGCGAGGGCCCAAACGAGGCAAUUCUUAUUUCCACUGAUUCGGAAUCGGAGUCCAUGUCGGAGUCGGAUGGCGAAACGGACGACGACGUUCCGUCUCUCAAGACAAUGAAUGGACGUAUCGAUAAGGAGACUACAACACAGCCUAAUACUUCGUCAGGUGAGUUAGCCUCUAAGCCUUGA